AUGGCCUCGCCGAUCUUCCUGGUUGGCCCGACGCCGGCGGACCACGAGAGCACGGCGCAGCUCGAGAAGCACCUGCGUGAAGCUGGCCUGUACGAGAGCGCCGAGGAGACGGCUGCCCGCGAGGAUGUGUUGCGCGACCUCCAGGGCAUCGUCGACCGCUGGGUGAAGCGGCUCACGACUCAGCGAGAGUACCCCGACGGCAUGGCCGAGCAUGCGACCGCCCUGCUGCUCCCCUUCGGCUCGUACCGCCUCGGCGUCCAUGGCCGCGGCGCUGACAUCGAUGCCCUCGUCGUCGGGCCCGCCUACGUUGACCGCCACCACGACUUCUUCGACGUGCUGGGCGGCGUGCUGGCCGAGACCGAGGCGGUGACGGAGCUACAGUUGGUUCCCGGCGCGUACGUGCCGGUCAUCAAGAUGAGGUUCCGCGGCGUGCAGGUGGACCUCCUCUACGCCAGCGUCUGCCUCCCGGCGGUGCCCAUGGACCUGGACCUGCGCGGCCGCUCCGUGCUCUGCGGCCUGGACAUGGCCACUGUCCGCAGCCUCAACGGCGUCCGCGUCGCCGACGAGAUCCUGCGGCUGGUCCCGGACGCCGGCGCCUUCCGCACGACGCUGCGCUGCGUGAAGCACUGGGCCAAGGCGAGGGGCAUCUACUCCAACGCCAUGGGCUUCGUCGGCGGCGUGGGGUGGGCCAUCCUCGUGGCGCGCGUGUGCCAGCUCUACCCCAACGCCGCGCCCAGCAUGCUCGUGCCGCGCUUCUUCCGGGUCUUCUCGCAGUGGAAGUGGCCCAACCCGGUGAUGCUGCGGGAGAUCGAGCACGACGACGACGGCGGCGAGAUGCCGCUUGGGCUCCCCGUGUGGGACCCGCGGAGGAACCCCCGGGACGGGAGCCACCUCAUGCCCGUCAUCACGCCGGCAUACCCGUGCAUGAACUCGUGCUACAACGUCUCCCGCGCCACCCUGCGAACCAUGACAGCGGAGUUCGAGGCGGCGCACAAGGUUUGCCAGGAGAUGGCCGUGGCCGGCGGGUGGGACGCGCUGUUCAGGCCGUUCAACUUCUUCAAGGCGUACAAGAGCUACCUGCAGGUGGACGUGAAGGUGGCCGGCGGGGAGGAGGAUCUCCGGGAGUGGAAGGGGUGGGUGGAGUCGCGGCUGAGGCAGCUGGUGGUCAGGGUCGAGAUGGCCACGGCCGGCAUGCUGCUCUGCCAUCCGCACCCGCACGCCUACGCCGCCAAGCCCCAUGAUGAUGAUCGGCGGCGCCUGUCCUCCUUCUUCGUGGGACUGUCCAAGCCGGCACCGUCGCCACAGCAACAGCAGCAGCCGCCGCAGUUCGACCUUCGCUUGACGACGCAGGAGUUCAAGGACGAGGUGUACACGUACGCGUUCUGGAGGCCUGGCAUGGAACUGGACGUCUCGCACGCCCGAAGGAAGGACCUGCCGCCCUAUGUGCUGGAGCAGAUUCUCUCCACUGAUCGUCUCAAGAGGAAGCGCUCCGACGAUGAUUCCGGCAACUCCGAGUUGAGCCCGGUCAAGAGGGCGGCGCCGGCAGGCAGAAUCGGGUCUUCACCAGAGAGCGAGACUUGA
Messenger RNA from Triticum urartu, 1581 nucleotides. Lineage: Eukaryota; Viridiplantae; Streptophyta; Magnoliopsida; Poales; Poaceae. The record is from RefSeq and is a predicted model, not a curated record.